AUGGUUGUGCUUGAUCUUUACUGCUAUCCCGAAAUCAUCCGUGCUUGUCCUGUGCUGGAAGAGUUAACCUUACGCCAUGGGGAUUUUCCAGAAAUGCCGCCCAUUUGGGUUGGUGCCUUUGUGGAACAUGCAUCGAUCCAACGUCUUGUCAUUGUUACGGAUCUUCCUGAUUAUGCGGACUACUAUCUCUCGAGUAUGAGGUUGUUGAUUUGGCUUCUCUUGUCGAAGCAAGGCUGA
Messenger RNA from Eruca vesicaria subsp. sativa (arugula), 237 nucleotides. NCBI's taxonomy places the organism in Eukaryota, Viridiplantae, Streptophyta, Magnoliopsida, Brassicales, Brassicaceae. The record is from the annotation of a GenBank genome assembly.